Molecule: messenger RNA, 3345 nt
Organism: Ostrea edulis (European flat oyster)
Lineage: Eukaryota; Metazoa; Mollusca; Bivalvia; Ostreida; Ostreidae
Exons: 6
Coding region: 173-889 (238 amino acids)
Source: RefSeq, a predicted model, not a curated record
UCGCCACUUACGACAAUUUAUUUAUAAGUAAAUAAUAUAUUCAACUAUUAAUGAUAAUACAUUGAGAAUUACCAUAUAUCAUUUUAAAUUAAUAACAUUGAUUUUUACAACCAUUACUGUUCCCUUUGUAAAUAGAGAUGUUGGUAAUGAAGAAUCAAGUCAUGCACGGGAAAUGAUGGGAGAGGAAAUUGAUGGCCUAGGUGUCAGCCUUCUUGAUGAUGCAUCUCCAAGUAUAAAGAAACUGGUGCAUCAAGAACCCAUUGCCCUGCAAUCACCUGAACUUUUCAAGAAUGCAAACAAUGCAUCAAGUUCAUCAAGCACACCGAAGGGAAAAGGUAGAGCAAAGUUGAAAAGAAGAAUUCCCUGUCUUCCAUCACAGCGCCAGUCUCUAAAGUGCAGGAUGAGAUCAACAAAAUCUAGAACUGGAAUGUCCUGUGCAGUAGAUACAGCAUGGCACAAACGUGGUUUUGAUAGCCUUACCUCACAUACAUUUUUUAUGAGUAAAGCCAAGUAUGGGAAAAAAGUCGUGAAAACAGUGGUAUCUCACAGAACAUGUGGCACUUGUAAGUGGUGGCAAAGACAUCGACCAGGCCAACAGAUCAGAAAGCACAAAUGUGUCCACAGUCACACUGGAAGUGCCCGUUCAAUGGAAAGUGUAAGCGGUGUUCAGGGCGUCAAAGAAUUGAGAGAUUUAGGUACACCGGUGGAAAUUCUUGAAGGAGAUGGGGACAAUACAUUAAUUACGAAACUUAAAAAUGACCUUGGAAUUACCAUGAAAAAACGACUGGACAAAAAUCAUGUGGUUAAGAACAUUGAAAAACGACUCUAUAUACUACAUGGAACCAACGGUGUGAAACUAAACUCUGGACCAUUCCACCCGUUUCUUUAGGCCAAACCUGUAGAGUGUGUCAGGAGACGUACGACAACCAGUAUCAAUAUGCUGUGUUGGGGUGUCCAUCCACAACUUGCAUAAGAGGUUCUUUCUUUGACAACCUAAUUAAUAAUUUCGAUGUCCAUUUAUAUGUAGAGCUUUCGCAGCUCAGUGAAGAUAUUUUAUAUUUUAUAUUACUUGGAGGAGUAGAACCCACUAUAUUAUUAGAGAAAGAGAGCAAAAAAAGAAUUUAUUUGUCUUUGUGCAAAAUUUGUGUGUGGAGCCACCGCGUGCUAUAAUAGAGCCUUGUCGCAAAAUUUAGAGUACAACUAAAAGCAUAGUUAUGUAAACAUUUAUCCAUAUAUAUACGUUUUCUUUGUUAUAAUUUUCUAUCUCUGUUCUUUUUUUUUUAUAUAUAUAUAUUAUCAUUUUGAUUUUCUUUAUGUAUUCUAAAUAUAUGUAAAUGUUACAACAUGAAAUCUCCGCAAGGGGGAAAUAAAGAUUGAAUGAAUGAAUGGAGGAGAACUUGAGAGCUAUUCUACCUCAUCAGUUUGAUGAUCAUUCUGUGUGCCAUGCUCGAUUUUGUGGGUUUAAACGAAAUCCAGGUGAAAAAUAUAUUCACAGAAGUCUUCCCUACAAAUCUGCUUUGAAGGACGACAAACUUCGCCAGCAUCUCCAACCCAUCUUUGAUCAAGUAGCAGCACGGGCAGCCCAGUAUGUAGACCUCUGCUCUAGUCAACAGUGCGAACAUGCCAACAGAGAAGUCAAUAUAAGGGUACCGAAGUCUCACCACUAUGGCAACUCUGAGGCACUUGAUUUUAGGGUCCAUGCUACAGCAGCCUUCAUAAAUGAAGGAAGAGAUUACAUUUCCAAGGUAUUUUAAGUUAUUGUUUUGUUGAAUUCUUUUCAAGUUAUUGUUCGUUAAUUUCCUUAUUUGCAUUUUGUUUCAUUGUUUAUAGUUUUUACAAAGUUGGCUGUUAUCAUUAUUUUGUUUUUAUUUCUUUUUUAGCAUAUUGUUGAUUUCAGUGUUUCAGUGACUGACAUCCAGAUUGCGUUCUUUGUUACCUGUAAGUUUUUAAUUCAUAUUUAUGAAUAUACAUUUGGCAUGGUAUUAUUUUAUUCAACAAUCUACACUCUUCAAUUUUAACUGUUAAACAUUCAGAUUUUAAAGCAAUAAUUGACAUAAGAAAAUUGUACUCAAGAAUAGAAUUUGUUCAUAUUUUUUCUAAUACAAUAAAGGUUAAUGAAGACGCUGGUUUGUCUCCUGGAAACUACACCCAGAAGUAUGCAGAUAAACAGUUCAAGCGGCGACUGAAGGUUGAAGAGAGGUCAAAACUUCCCUCAACAAAGAGAAGGCGACUACAGUUAAAACAAGAGAGGAAUGUUACACAAUGUGUAUUGCAGGCACUUGAGGGUGACACAUAUCAGUCAGAGAUUGGAUUAGCUGAUGAGAUUGACACAGAACAAAUCCCAGAUCCUGUCCCCCGAGGUGUUUUCAAGCCUGUCACCUUGUCCAGUGGAACUCCUUCUCUUGUAAUGUUUGAUUUAGAGACUGCAGAUCUGAUUCGAGGAAGACAGAUGCCACAUAUUACACAGCUGGCUGCAGUUGAAAUGGAGACAGGAUCUGUGUAUAAUAAUUAUAUUCUCCCAAAGGUGCCCAUUACAGAAGAAGCAAUGAAUACAACUGGCAUAGUGGUCAAUUCAGAUUUACAGAAAAUGACUGUCCAUGGAAAAGAAGUCGAUGCAGUAAAUAUAACAUCUGGACUGACAUAAUUUUCAAACUGGUUAAAGAAUUUUCCCAGAGCUAUAUUAGUGGCGCAUAAUGGGAGGAAAUUUGAUUUUCCUGUUCUUAUGAACACAUUACAUUCUUUGAAUUUGACAAAUGUGUUGCUUUCUGCAGUCUCUGGAUUUACUGACUCGCUUAGUAUUUUCAAGAAGGCAUUUCCUGGCCAGCCAAAUUAUAAACAGGAGACCUUAGUGAAGUCACUACUAGACACCACAUACAGCGCUCAUGAUGCAAUAGAAGAUGUCAAAACAUUAGGAAUGUUGAUGAAACACUCUAAAAUAUCAGGUCCUGAAAUUUUACCAUUCACUUUUCCACCAAUUGCUGUGCACCAAGGCCUUCUUUUCAGCAAGGAGAAAUCAAAAAACAUAACUUCACUGCAUGUUCUCAUAGCAAAAGGCAUUGUGAAACAUAAUACAGCUGAAAACAUUGCAGGUUCUGGAUUGAACUUGUCACACCUUCACAAAAUAUUUCAAGAGAGAUGGUGAGGAUGGACUAAGAGCUACAUUUUCACAAAAAACAUCCGACGGUCAGCCACGAGUUUCGUCUACAAAACGUGUUCUGGAUUCUGUCAUUACAAAAAAUAUUUUGAGAAACAAUAUGAAACAUGAAUUGUGUCAGAUAUAUUGCAGUAUCAUUGUAUAUUAUGUUGAUGGAAUGAAUAGAAUAUAAAGUAACAUUAUUUUUUUAC